This is a messenger RNA of Caenorhabditis sp. 36 PRJEB53466, 1543 nucleotides long. NCBI's taxonomy places the organism in Eukaryota, Metazoa, Nematoda, Chromadorea, Rhabditida, Rhabditidae. The record is from the annotation of a GenBank genome assembly.
AUGGCUGGCUUAUUGCGAAUUUUCAAGAGCAAGAAGGCGAAAAAAGAGGAGGAAGACAAUAGUGAAGAUUUGGUAAGUUCUCCUACUGCAAACUCUCUAGCAAAUUUCCACUUUUCAGGCUCGUGAGGUGUCAAAUCGCCGUUCUUUCCGUGCACCAAGUUCCUCGUCGAAAUCACAAAGACGGCUUGUCGCCCACUUCGCCGAAGACGCGCCCCUCUCUGCCACCGCCGCCUACCAUACCACAAAUGCACCCAAACUUCGCAAAGGACCACAAAGCUGUCCGGGCGGGUAUCAGGAUGAGUCGGAUCAAUCGUUCGAGUCUGAGAAGCACUCGAAGAAGAGCAGUGCAGCGAGAAGGCGUGACGUACUCAGUCAGUCUAUGCGCCAGAAUUACACGAUCGACGAGGGAGGCCGCAGCAAAUCAAGCGGCGGAAGACGUCAUCACAGCGGCCGUGGAGACUUCAGAAGACGUGGCGAAUCGUCGGAAUACGGCAGUGGUGAUCCGUCGCCAGUCGGACAGUACAGCAGUCGGCACUCGCACUACGAAGACCGAAUUGAAGAGUCGGAGAACGACGAUUUCACCGAGAAGGACCAGUUUGCGGUAUGUAUUUCCAUUAGAAGUUUAUUCGAAACGUUUUGCGCUGCAGGUCCUGGAACGAUCACAGAAGUACUAUAUGCAGAAGUACAAAGAGUCGGAACUGAAGCGACGGGAGGAGAAGAGGCGGUUUAAAGACAUGGAAAGAGACAAUAACGACACGAAAAACAGAUUGCUCAAUAUGAUGCAUCAGUUGGACAACAUGAAGAAGGAGCGCGAUUACUACAGAAAAGAGCUGAGUCGCACCAAGAAGCAACUCGAAGCAACACAGAUUUCUCAAAACAACGGGUUUGACGUGAGUUUGUGUGCCGCCUGUAACCAUUCUAUUUCCUCCUCUUUUUCAGUCCUACAAUCUUCUUCGUCAGCAGCAAGCACACCAGAAUCCGCAGCAGUUCCCGCAGAGUCUCACGAUGCCGUACAGCUUCAUCAAUCAGUCGAUGACCUCUUCGCAUCUCCAUCAGCCAAACUACAUGAUGACUGCGCCGCCAUCGAGCAACACGCCCGUCACGAUGACGAGCGGCGGUGCGGGCGAAUCGCUGACGAACCCGUCGGACGUCAGCUUCUUGCACAGUUCAUUCCUGCAGCAGUCGUCGCAAGUGAUGACCGGAACGACUCCUUCUCCUGCUUUCAAGGGUUCGUACGCCAAUUCGCUUAACUCGGCCACUCACUCUGAUCUCUAUUGAACUUUCUUCGAUAAACUCUUCUCUUCCCACUCUAACUGUUUGUUUUUCAGUUCCUUCCUUCCCACACGAAGAAGAGAACGACGAGAUAAAGAACUUCCGUGGCGACCUGCAGAUCGAGAUGGCUCGUGAUUGUGCGGACGCCGACCACAUCAGCAUUUCUCCGUCCAGUUCUGCAGACAGUCAGGUCACUCUGCUCGAUCAGUCGACAAUCGACAAAGAGAACCGAAAGCCGCCGACUCGCCCCUUCUCGAUGAUGUCUAUCUGA